Anopheles coustani is the source of this 5134-nucleotide messenger RNA. It is a transcript of the gene capt, whose product is annotated as adenylyl cyclase-associated protein 1. Gene Ontology annotation, molecular function: actin binding; adenylate cyclase binding. Gene Ontology annotation, biological process: cytoskeleton organization; regulation of adenylate cyclase activity; cell morphogenesis. The transcript is spliced from 9 exons. Lineage: Eukaryota; Metazoa; Arthropoda; Insecta; Diptera; Culicidae. Gene Ontology annotation, cellular component: cytoplasm. The record is from RefSeq and is a predicted model, not a curated record. Bases 1 to 4128 code for a protein of 1375 amino acids.
AUGUUUUCCUGUUGUCGCUGCGUGAACCCCAAGUCACCGAAACAGAAAGGAAAGUCCUCAUCCGGCAAAGGUGACAAGUCCGCCGGUUCCGACGAUUCGCACGAUGAGGACGAUCAGCGGAUCGAGCCGGAGGAAAAAAAUACUACGAGUGCCUGUCAAAACUCGGCUGUGGACAAUUUCUCGCAGGACGACGAGGAGAUCAAGAUAGAAAUAAUUGAAAAUUCCGAUAACCAACAAUCGUACUCGGGCUCGGCAGCCACCACGGCCGUGCUGAACGGUUCGUCGCCGGAACCGAAACACCCGGAGGCGGAUGCUUCCCCCGCGGAACCACGUCAAUCAUCGCCCGUGGUGGAUAAGCAACCACGCUCCGGUGACGGGGGUGGUAGUCAUAGCGGCGAGGAAAGCAAUGAAUCAAAUCUUGCUGACGUUGCCGGCACCCCUGAGCAGAGGCACGGGGAAGAGGAUGCGAUCGCCGAUACAGCAGCGAAUGCGGCCGGGUCCACCUCGUCCUCUCCGGCCAGCAAAACUCUUUCCAACACCGAACGCGGACAGACGGACCAAUCGGGACAGUCGUCCUCGGCCGUUGUGACCGAAAUCGAGACGAAACUGCCAAACGAAUCCACGGAUGCCGAGUCUACGGGCGAUGCGACGAACACUCCUCAGGAAAUUCCCACCACCGUAGGGGAGAUUGUAGGCCAGCUGUCGGGCGAGAUGCUGGAAGAGCAGCGUAAGGAAAACGGCGACCCAUCCCAGCAGCAGCAAAGCGAAGAAAAAUCGGUAGAUGAAACCACCCAAAUGAUUGUGGGGGUUGCCCAGCCAACAUCUCCCAUGCGUAGCCCAAAGCAGUCCGGCUCUCCCACGGAGAACUCGUGCCAUAGCCCACGCAACGAUUGCGAAGAAUUAGCUGCCUCGGUUGGGGAUAAACCGCCGAAUGAGAAUGAGCGGCCACCAGCGGCGGUGUUGAAGUACGACAAAGCAUCGGCGCUGGAGCUGGGGCAACAGGAGGACGAAGAUGGUAAGGAUCAAAGACUUUGGUCAACUUCCGUUGAGCAAGGAACGGUUGUGACGGAAAAGUUAGAAGAAAAACAGCACGAUUUACCUCCAGGGGCGAAUGUGCUUGGGCAACAGGAGGAUGAAUGUGAACUAACUUCCCUCGUUAACCCGGUCUCGGAUAUAGCAUUGGACGAGGAAUCUCUCCCACCACCACCAACACCACCGAUCGAGGAACUUGCGGGAACCGAUGUUGUGGAGGAAUCGCACAACCGGGAGCAAAAGCUAUCUUUGGCAUCGAAGAUGGAACGCCUUAAAAGUGAACCAAGCAAUAGCGAAGAAACGAUCGAGGAAACAAUCGAUGUGGAUAAGUUUUUGCCACGUCCGAGUGAUAGUAAGAGUGAUGAUGACAAUCCACUCAGCAGCACCAGCGGUACGAGUGUCGAUGGUGAUCCGGACGGUGGCUCACCCGUGACUAACGACAACGAAUCAAGUGCCGAAGCUCGAGACAUCGAAAACGUGGUGCCUCCUGCCGCAGUGACAGAUGCAACGGCCGCAAUAGCCGGCGUGACCAGUGAUCCGUCGGAGGAAGAAGAGGCUCCCCAGUCGUUGACUCCUUCCCCGCCGGACGCCGCGGUCGACCCGCCGGAAGAAGACGAUGGGCUGGUGGUGAACAGCAACGAUCAGGUUUCAAAAACUUCCAGCGAAGGUCGCGAAUCAAACAACGACGAUACCUCGACGCUGUCCGAAUCGGUCCCGAACACCGUCACCAACGGGGGCAGCCCGUCCGGUGCCGAGGCGGACAACAGCAGCAGCCGCAAGGAGUCGGUCAACAGCGACGACACCACCAUCCGGACGCAGGUUUCGUUCCGCGAGAGCUGCCUGUCGCGCCGGUCGUCAUCCAAGUCGUCGAUCAAGAAGAAGGUAGCCUAUUGCGAUAGCACGGAAGUCAUACCGCCCCCGGAGUAUCCGCCGCCGGAGGAUGACGAUUCGGUGUUUUCCGAUUCGGUGCCACCAAAGUUGCCCCGAGGCGACAUGUGCACACCAUAUGCUACCAAGCGAGGCUCGCUGCCGGGCAUGAUCGCCCUGCCGGAUUGGUUUGCCGAGGAUCGAUUAAUGAUGGAAGAGGGUGGCAUUAUGGAGCCGCCCACUACACCCAUUGGCCGUGAUGAGCUGGCAUUACGCAGGCAUCGGUUCUUCUCGGAAUUGCUCAAUGCUGCCCAUGCUGCCGUGGAGCAUCGUGUUCGCUUUGAUCCACUUGGGCCAGAAAUUACCAAGGUCCCGACGGAGGAGGAUGCCGAGGACUGCGAUCCAGACCUGAAACCAUCAUCCGCGCGUGAACUCGAGGGCUUGAUAGAUCGUCUGGAGCGUAUCGUUGAUCGUCUCGAGCGUACCGUUUCCGCCCGUGAGUUGGAAGAAACCAGACGCAUACUGCGGGACGCUUGCAUCGUUGGCAAAGCAGUGAUCCUUCCCAAGCCAUCCGGUACUAACACACAAGCUCCCCGAGCCGUAGAAACUAGUGCCGUAGAGGAUAACGAUCAGGAGGACGAUUUGCCCACCGUGCUGCCCUCGACACCACCACCGUCGGCGUCAUACUUGCAUCAGCAGAUAGACAGUCUAGAAAGCACCCUCUUUCCCGAGCUUACCGAUUUACCGACCCAGGGAUCCGACGGGGUAAAACAGCGGCGAUCGGAACAGCAACAGCAGCAGCAAGACCAUUUCACUGUAAUACAAACCAAAUCACGCGAUACUUUAAGCCAUACUAAUCUAUUGAUCGCCCAAGAGCAAGGCAACGCAGUAUUAUCAGUGUCCUCGCAGAAGAGCAGCGCCGUAACGGGACCCGCGAGCACGAUGAGUAUUAAAGCCUACGACGAUAUUUUGCAGGGGUCGUUCGCGGACUUCUUUGAUCUCUCCAACCAAAUUGGAGACGAUGUGGCCACUCAGGCUCAGUUUGUGGAGCAAGCGUUCGAAGCCCAGUAUAAGUUCCUGGAGAAGGCAGCGACCUCGAGUGCACCGUCAAAUGCUGACCUGCAGGAAUUACUGAAACCUACCUCGGAUAGGAUUGCGGUCAUCCAAGAGUUCCGCGAAAGGAGUCGUACCUCGAAGUUCUUUAACCAUCUGUCGGCGAUCAGUGAAAGUAUUCCGGCCCUUGGCUGGGUUUGUGUGGCCCCAGCUCCUGGACCGUAUGUGAAGGAAAUGAACGACGCGGGCCAGUUCUACACCAAUCGCGUGCUGAAAGACUGGAAGGAGAAGAACGCUACUCACGUCGAGUGGGCUCGUAAGUGGAUCCAAACGCUAACAGAACUGCAGGCGUACAUCAAGCAGUACCAUACGACUGGCUUGGUAUGGGGCGGUAAGAAUAAGCCUGCCGUGGGUGGUGGCGCCGUACCACCACCGCCUCCACCCGGUGGCAUGCCUCCACCACCGCCGAUGAUGCCGCUGGGAGAUGUAACUGCAGCCGGCGGUGCCGGGGACGAGCGAAGUGCACUGUUCGCCCAGAUCAAUCAGGGUGCAGACAUUACGAAGGGUCUGAAAAAAGUGACGGCUGAUAUGCAAACCCAUAAAAAUCCUGGCCUACGAUCGGGUCCCGCCCCAUACAAGGCACCGGCGGGCGUAAGCAACGGAACCAAAUCGGUAGCCCCACCGGCCGCUGCCGUCGCCAAACCACCAACCUUUACGCGCGACGGAAAGAAGUGGCUGAUCGAGUACCAGAAGAACAACCACGGUCUAGUGGUCGACCAGGCCGAGAUGAACAACGUGGUGUACAUGUUCCGCUGCGAAGGUUCGACCCUGACAAUCAAUGGCAAAAUCAAUAGCGUUGUGAUGGAUUCGUGCAAGAAGUGUUCCCUGGUGUUCGAUUCGCUCGUCGCUUCGGCCGAGUUCGUCAACUGCCAGAGCGUUCAGAUGCAGGCUAUCGGCAAAGUACCAACGAUUUCCAUCGACAAGACUGACGGAUGCCAGAUGUACCUUUCGGAGGGUUCCCUCGAUGUGGAGAUUGUGAGCUCAAAAUCUUCCGAAAUGAACGUGAUGAUCCCGAAAGGCAACGGUGAUUAUGCCGAGCAGCCGAUUCCAGAGCAGUUCAAAACGGUAAUCAAGGGCGCCUCGUUGAAUACCACCUGUGUCGAAAGCCUCGGCUAAAGCAGCCCCCGUUACACCUAGAGUUCGGGGCACAGUUCUAUAGUACCCGUCGAUCGAAAGAAUGCGGCAUAAACCGCUAUCGUGUGGUCCGUUUUGCUGUGAGGUUUUGUGCGUGACGUUUGUUUUAUUGCAAGUGUAAUAAUUAUUUAUUCGCAUGUUUUCCCGCGAAACAGCGAACGAGCGAUGGUGGGACAAAUUGUAAUUGAAUAUUAUCUAGAAGAUAGAGCAAUCAAGCAAACAAACAAGCAAGCAUUCAAUAUCAAAUUGCAUAAUUUUAAAGUUAAAGAAAAAGGAACACAACAUAAUGGAAACCAUCCGACACAAAGGGCAAUGGCGAAAGUAAUUCUUUAGUUAAGAAGAUACGUUUGAUAACGAAUGAAAAGCAAAUAUGAUAAAUUUAUAUGAAACAACGUUAGUCUGGCAACCAUUACCAUACACUUGCAUAUGCUUUUUUCCCCAUUCGAAGAAUCCUUUCGAUUCUCUGGGCAUAAUGUGUUGGCCCUGACCAAUGUACAUUGUGUCGUGAACUGUUUUUUCUAUGAAAAUUUCCUCUUUUACUCUGCAUCUACUUUUACUUCAUCAUUUGAUAAUGCUUCAGUAGGAUGGUCUUCCCAUAAGAUAUAUACUAUUUUUCGUAAGAUCGUUACAAAUUUGAUAUCAAACGUUUUGAGGAGAGCAGUGUACCCCUCAGCAGCAUUUUAAUGGAAAACGAACGAACGAGAUAUGCAUAAUGGACAUCAGCCACAUUAACAAUCCUAACCACCACCCCAACCCUACAGUCUUAUAAUCACGUGAAGGAACAAAAUUUUAGCCACAGUUGAAGUCGUCGUCGUCGAUAAACAUUUGAUUUUCUAUAUACGUUUGGGAAGGAACAUGACUAAACUGACCAACCGGAAAAGCAGUAUACACAGAUCAUCGCAGAAAUCGUGCUCAUCAAUCACUAUUAUGUAACAGAAAUUAAGUGAAGUAAAUUGAAUAAAGCAAGAACACGUUGCAUUCAACGAGA